Messenger RNA from Penicillium argentinense, 1191 nucleotides. RefSeq lists its product as uncharacterized. The record is from RefSeq and is a predicted model, not a curated record. Bases 1 to 1191 code for a protein of 396 amino acids. The transcript is spliced from 2 exons. NCBI's taxonomy places the organism in Eukaryota, Fungi, Ascomycota, Eurotiomycetes, Eurotiales, Aspergillaceae.
AUGGCGUCUUCUACUGCUCUCACCUCAAAGGUGGAAUCGGGCUCGCCCUACCAGCUCGACAAACCUCAGGUCGGCAAAGCUACUACGGCGCUGCUGCGACACAUCAAGUCGAAGCAGGAAGAGAAGGAGAAGACCGCCACCAAGAAGACGCUGAUUGGUGACAACGACUCCGACGAUGAUGAGGACACCCCUCUCUCGAACGAGGCCAUCUGGCUUAUCCUCACCACCAAGAAGCACGUCGUGGAUAAGAACCGCCUGAAGCCCGGAAAGAUCAGCGUCCCGCACUCCCUGUACUCUUCGCCGUCGCUCAGCAUCUGUGUUAUCACUGCCGACCCCCAGCGCAGCGUCAAGGACAUCGUUGCCGACUCCGCUUUCCCCUCCGAGAUCAGCUCGCGCAUCGAAAAGGUCAUUGGCUUCUCUAAGCUCAAGGCCCGCUACACCAGCUUCGAGAGCCGUCGCCAGUUGCUCUCCGAGCACGACGUCUUCCUGGCCGAUGACCGCAUCAUCAACCGCCUGGUGCCCACCCUCGGAAAGAUCUUCUAUAAGUCUAGCAAGCGCCCGAUCCCUAUUCGCAUUGCCAAGAUCGAGAAGGAGGAUGGCAAGCGAGUCAAGAAGGAUCCCAAGAAGAAGGCUCCUAAGGAAGAGAGAACCGCUGCCUUUGCCUCGCCUCUCAUUGUCGCCAAGGAGAUUGAGCGCACGCUCCAAUGCACCCCCGUUCAACUUGCCCCCGCCACCACCUGCGCCGUCCGCGUCGGUUCCUCCAAGUUCACUGCCGAUCAGCUGACCGAGAACAUCACAGCUGUUGUCGACGGUAUGGUCCAGAAGUUUGUCACAAAGGGCUGGAGAAACAUCAAGGCUAUUCACGUCAAGGGCGCGAACACCACCGCUUUGCCCAUCUGGCUGGCCAGUGAGCUCUGGGUGGACGAGACCGAUAUCGUUGAGGUUGAUCCUCUUGCGGUCGAGGGUGAUGCCAAGGCUAGCAAGAAGCGCAAAUCUACUGGCGACGAGAAACUGCUCGAGGAUAAGAAGUCCAAGAAGUCCAAGGCUGCUGACGAGGGUGAGGAUGCGGCUGAGGUUGCGGCGCGGAUUGAAAAGCUCAAGAAGCUCAAGGCCCAGGCUCUGGAAGAUGGCGAGCCGGUGAAGGCCGAGGCUCCCAAAGCUGAAAAGAAGAAGAGAAAGUCGACUUCAUGA